Molecule: messenger RNA, 156 nt
Organism: Xyrichtys novacula (pearly razorfish)
Lineage: Eukaryota; Metazoa; Chordata; Actinopteri; Labriformes; Labridae
Source: the annotation of a GenBank genome assembly
AUGGCGGAUCUGGAUGAAGAAGGCACGCUGCCAAACGCCGCCACCGCCGCCGCACAGACGAUUACAUUGAGUAUGACGGGGGAGCGGGAACAGAUGAAUGAAAAUCAGAGCGCUUCUGUCUGCACGGGAAUGAUCACAGUUGACCUUUUUCCUUGA